GACGUCGGCGCCCAUGCAAGCAACCGCCACGAGACCGACGACAUCGCAGAAAACGGCCCAGCACCACCGCAGGACGUCGACGGCAACGCCCGCAUCCGACACCCACAAGCCCCGCUGCCACGCGCCACCUUGGCCACGAAGACCCGCGAUGACACGGCAGAAUCAAAAGUCGCGGCAACGACUCCGAGCGCGCCGACCACGGUCACCCAGCCGGCGCCGCAUGGCCCACCCUCAUCGAGCACCUCCACGACAGCCGCAUACGACCCUCCCCCAUGCUACACCGCGUACUUUGAGCCACAGAGCGCAGCCUACUGCGGACUCCACGCCAUCAAUAACGGACUCGGCUUCCAGUACCGCACACCAGACAUGGCGUCCGACGCAGUGCCGGACUUCCUCGCGCACUGGGCGCAUGAAGGAGUGGACGCAGCCGCAGAUGACCACAUUGCUCCAAGCGGAGAUUACUCUAUCGAGUUACUCUCCUUCUCAUUGCAGUGUUCUGGGAACGUCUUUACCAUCGAGACAACGAACCCGAUGCGGGCCUCGGUCAACGAUGUCGGCAGUCUCAGCCAGGAAGGGAUUCGGAACACGGUGGGCAUUGGGUAA
Messenger RNA from Prorocentrum cordatum, 603 nucleotides. NCBI's taxonomy places the organism in Eukaryota, Dinophyceae, Prorocentrales, Prorocentraceae. The record is from the annotation of a GenBank genome assembly.